AUGGCCCCCAUCACCAAGGAGACCGAUUUCCUCGUCAUCGGCGGCGGCAGCGGCGGUCUGGCCUCAGCGCGCAAGGCCAGCGGACAGUUUGGCGCAAAAGCCCUCAUCGUCGAAGGCGCGCGGCUGGGAGGAACCUGCGUGAACGUAGGCUGCGUCCCGAAGAAGGUCACCUUCAACGCUGCUGCCAUCGCGGAGACGAUCCACCAGGCAAAGUCCUACGGCUUCUCCGUCACCGAGACGGCCCCCUUCGACUGGCCCACCUUCAAAACGAAGCGUGACGCUUACAUCAAGCGCCUCAACGGCAUCUACGAACGUAACCUCAAUAACGAUAAGGUCGAGUACCUCCACGGCUGGGCUAAGCUCACCUCGCGCAACGAGGCCGAGGUCACUCUCGACGACGGCACCAAGGCUCUCGUGAAGGCCAAGAAGAUCCUCAUCGCCGUCGGCGGCAACCCCACCAUCCCGCCCACCAUCCCCGGAUCCGAGCUCGGCACCAACUCGGAUGGCUUCUUCGACAUCGACAAGCAGCCCAAGAAGGUCGCUCUCGUCGGCGCUGGCUACAUCGCCGUUGAAUUCGCAGGGAUGUUCAACGCCCUGGGCACAGAGACCCACCUCUUUAUCCGCCACGACACCUUCCUGCGCAACUUUGACCCCAUGAUCCAGGAGACCGUCACCAAGGAGUACGAGCGCCUGGGUGUCAACCUGCACAAGCGCUCGCAGCCCACAAAGGUCGAGAAGGACGCCGAGGGCAAGCUCACCAUCUUCUACAAGGACGCCGAGGGUAAGGAGACGUCCGAGGGCGGCUUCGACCACCUCAUCUGGGCCAUUGGCCGCACGCCGGCGACAAAGGGCAUUGGUCUCGAGGAGAUUGGCCUGAAGCUGAACGAGAAGGGUUACAUCCCCGUCGAUCAGUACCAAAACACCAACCUGGACAACAUUUACGCCCUUGGUGACGUAACCGGUCAGGUCGAGCUGACCCCUGUGGCCAUUGCCGCCGGCCGUCGUUUGGCCGAGCGUCUGUUUGGUGGCCCUGAGUACUCCACGGCCCACCUCGACUACUCAAACAUCCCCUCCGUCGUCUUUUCCCACCCCGAGGUCGGCAGCAUCGGUCUCACGGAGCCCCAGGCCAUCGAGAAGUACGGCAAGGAUAAGAUCAAGGUCUACAAGUCCAACUUCACCGCCAUGUACUAUGCCAUGAUGGAGCCCGAGGAGAAGGCGCCCACCGCCUACAAGCUUGUCGUCGCGGGCCCCGAAGAAAAGGUUGUUGGUCUUCACAUUGCCGGCCUCGGCAGCGGAGAGAUGCUCCAGGGCUUCGGUGUCGCCGUCAAGAUGGGCGCCACGAAGAAGGACUUUGACAGCUGCGUUGCCAUCCACCCGACCAGCGCUGAAGAGCUGGUGACCCUGAAAUAA
Messenger RNA from Colletotrichum navitas, 1410 nucleotides. RefSeq names its product glutathione-disulfide reductase. The coding region runs from base 1 to 1410 and encodes 469 amino acids. Gene Ontology annotation, cellular component: mitochondrion; cytosol. NCBI's taxonomy places the organism in Eukaryota, Fungi, Ascomycota, Sordariomycetes, Glomerellales, Glomerellaceae. The record is from RefSeq and is a predicted model, not a curated record. Gene Ontology annotation, biological process: cellular response to oxidative stress; cell redox homeostasis; glutathione metabolic process. The transcript is spliced from 2 exons. Gene Ontology annotation, molecular function: flavin adenine dinucleotide binding; glutathione-disulfide reductase (NADPH) activity; NADP binding.